Molecule: messenger RNA, 1917 nt
Organism: Impatiens glandulifera
Lineage: Eukaryota; Viridiplantae; Streptophyta; Magnoliopsida; Ericales; Balsaminaceae
Product: L-ascorbate oxidase homolog
Exons: 7
Coding region: 85-1716 (543 amino acids)
Molecular function (GO): oxidoreductase activity; copper ion binding
Source: RefSeq, a predicted model, not a curated record
CUCCUUCCCUUUCUUCUCCACUUCAUCUCUCUCUCUCUCCUCUCUCACACAGUGAAAAACACACACAAACAAUUGCGGGAAAAUAUGGCGAUGAACAUUGCUUCAAAAGUAGCGUUCCUCUUCACCGUAUGCAUUUUCACUUUAGUAAAUGCAGAUAGUCCGUACAGAUUCUUCAAUUGGAAUGUAACCUAUGGAGAUAUUUAUCCACUCGGUGUUCGUCAGCAGGGGAUUCUCAUCAAUGGACAAUUUCCUGGCCCUGACAUUGAAUCUGUUACUAAUGAUAAUAUUAUCAUCAAUGUUUUCAACAGUUUGGAUGAUCCUUUCCUCUUAUCCUGGAAUGGGAUUCAGAACAGAAGAAAUUCAUAUGAAGAUGGAGUUUAUGGUACAACAUGUCCAAUUCCGCCAGGAAAAAAUUUCACAUACAUUCUUCAGAUGAAGGAUCAAAUAGGAAGUUUCUAUUACUUCCCAUCUUUAGCCUUCCAUAAGGCUGCAGGAGGUUUUGGAGGCAUCAGAAUUCUCAGUCGCCCUCUUAUUCCCGUUCCAUUCCCCGACCCUGCUGGCGAUUAUACAGUCCUGAUUGGAGAUUGGUAUAAGGCUAAUCACACGGCAUUGAGAGCUACUCUGGAUGGAGGAAGCAAAUUACCAUUUCCUGAUGGAAUUCUUGUCAAUGGCCGUGGACCUAAUGGAACAUAUUUCUACGUUGAACAAGGAAAAACAUACAGGCUCAGGAUUUCAAACGUGGGACUGCAAAAUUCCCUAAAUUUCCGCAUUCAGAAUCACACUAUGAAACUAGUCGAAGUAGAAGGAACACACACCCUCCAAAACACUUAUUCAUCGCUCGAUAUUCAUGCGGGUCAAUCAUAUUCAGUUCUCAUAACCGCCGAUCAGGCUCCUCGAGACUAUUACAUUGUUGUAUCCUCAAGAUUCACCUCCCAAGUCCUCACGACCACAGCCAUUCUCCAUUACAGCAACUCAGCAGGGCCAGCCCCAGGUCCACUCCCGGGCGGACCCACGAUCUCGAUCGAUUGGUCCCUUAAUCAAGCUCGUUCAAUCAGGACUAAUCUUACUGCAAGUGGACCAAGACCCAACCCACAAGGGUCUUACCACUACGGAAUGAUAAACACAACCAAGACUAUACGGUUAUCGAGCUCUGCUGGGAUUGUUAAUGGAAAACAGAGGUAUGCUGUCAAUAGUGUAUCGUUUGUUGCACCCGAUACGCCCAUGAAAGUUGCGGAUUUCUUUAAGAUUGAUGGGGUUUUUCGAGUUGGGAGUAUAUCGGAUAAUCCAACUGGUGGUGGGAUAUAUCUUGACACUUCGGUUUUGGGUACGGAUUAUAGAGCGUUCGUUGAGAUUGUGUUUGAAAACUCAGAGGAUAUCGUUCAAAGCUGGCACCUUUCCGGUUACUCAUUCUUCGUAGUAGGGAUGGAUGGAGGAACAUGGUCAUCUGCCAGUAGAGCCAAUUACAAUCUUCGAGAUGCUAUUGCCCGAUGUACUAUUCAGGUAUACCCUAAAUCAUGGACUGCUAUUUACGUGGGACUUGAUAAUGUUGGAAUGUGGAACGUGAGAUCGGAGUUUUGGGCUAGACAAUAUCUCGGGCAACAGUUUUAUUUACGCGUUUAUACAACGUCUACUUCUCUUCGAGAUGAGUAUCCGAUUCCAAAGAAUGCCCUUCUUUGUGGUAGGGCUAGUGGCCGAAGAACAAGGCCUCUUAAGUGAAACAUUAUUUGUCUUCCUUUCUUGGCUGACCUAAAUUAGUUAAGUUUAUUAUUCUUGGCCUUAUCUCAAGGUCUUCAUUCAUUUUUUUCCUUAAGCCAAGAAAGUGUCCUUAAUUAUUGUGAGAACAUUCAAUUUAUGAAUUGGUAUUUUUAUUUAUAGAAAUGAAACAAUCAAUAAUAAUAAGUAUUAUGUUUAGAGGAA